AUGUGUGAUAAUGCAGCGGCAGCCUUCAUGGCCAUCAAGAAAGCCAGAUUGAAGACAGUGACAUCAAUGAGCUACAGAAGCAUCACUUUCAUUGUCACAUCUCCUCCUGCUUCUUUUGCAGCUGCAGCAGUUCUGCUGGUUGAUGUGUCUGUGUUCAGUUCAUCCUCUAUCCUCUCUGCCGCUGUUGUGACUCUGCCCGCUCCCUCAGUCAAUACAGUGGCAUAUGAUUCUGUGUGGUCAUUUGAAGAGGAAUCUGAAGAGAGCUUGAUUCUGGGAACAGUGACUCUGAGAAGCUUAAUCUGUAGUUCCUCUCCUGCAGCCUGUCUGAGCCCUGCUCAGAAUACUGCUGAGUUGAGUCUGCAGAAUUCUGCAGUUCCUUUGUCUUCUCUCUGUGAGAAGGCUUCAGUGUGA
Molecule: messenger RNA, 411 nt
Organism: Blastomyces dermatitidis ER-3
Lineage: Eukaryota; Fungi; Ascomycota; Eurotiomycetes; Onygenales; Ajellomycetaceae
Exons: 2
Coding region: 1-411 (136 amino acids)
Source: RefSeq, a predicted model, not a curated record